AUGAGCGGGGUUGCUGAAGGGCAUGACCAGCGUACGAGCAGUGAGACUGAAAUUGAAUGCGAUGAGCUGCAGCCCAUGGCAGAAGAGGAGACAUCAGCAGGCUGGCGGAGGCUGCUUAAUUUUCCACCGCAGCCGAUGUUAGCGCCUGUAGCUCCGGCGUUUUCAUUAGAUGAUCUUGCACAAAAGAAAGAGUCAGACGCAGCGAGUGAAAUUGCUCCAACAACACUUGCGGGUCACGUCAUGUGGAAAGUAGCUGCGCGGAUGUCAUUGCAUCACGAGAGUCGUCUACUGCAGCACUUUACUCGCUCUAUUCGCAACCGAGGAACGAAUAAGGAUGGGGAGAGGAGGCCCAGUUUUAUGCUAGAGAUGGACCCAGAUGAGGUCGAUAUGAAUUCACAAGCAAAACCUAGGAAGUCCGUACGUAAUUCUAUCCCAGGACUGCGUAAGAUAGACGAUGGUAUCAAUCGGCGACAAUUGGACCCAGAUGCCGCCGCAUAUCCGGAAACAGCAGGUCGUCCCGCUUCUGCUGUCAGUGGCACUGGCGCAGCUUCAUUAUUGUCUAGUACUAGUACCAGUAUAUUGCCUCCGAUGCCGCCACUUGUGUUUUCGCCGACUAAACGAAACUCGCAGAAACAUGCUCGCAGUAUGACGCUUAUGCAGUAUUCCAAGUGGAAAUACCCCGGACUGCGUCCAGGUCUCUCAGUGCGAGUAGUACGGUGCGAUAUUGCGAAUUCUAUGCAUGCUGUCUCAGAGUAUGUACUGCACGUUGUGGAUCUGCAUACUCGUGUCUUCUGGAUUACAAAGAAGCGGUUUAGCGACUUUUACUACCUCCGUCGCAAAGUUCGCGGCAUGAUCCGUCGCGCACCCGAGACAGCUGAUGAAGAGAGGGACUAUCUACGCUUUUUACUGGACCUGCCGUUUCCGCGGCGACGAUUUCGACCAGUUAGUUCCGCAGGGAUAAACCGCGGGCUAGGCGAAAUCGAGGUCUUUUUGAGAAAUCUGGCAGCAUUAGAACCUACCUCAAAGUUGCAACGCAGUAUUUUAAUGGAACUGCAGCUCGAAAUGUGCUCUGCUGAAUUUGUGUCUUCGCUGGAGAAGAUCGAUACGACUGGGGAACCUCUUGAGCCAAAGUGGUUGAAUUACGAUCUGUUUCGCCGACUUAACUGUGAUGGCGCAGUAGAGGGUAGUACGUGCUAUAAGUUCUUGCACGCUUUUAGAAAUCGAGUUACCACGAUUGAAGCUGCCGUGUGUCCAGGAUGCAGUGAGUUUGAAGGAAUUGCGCUGGCAACAGCAGCAGUUAAGGAUCUGCGCACUACAGUCACAAGUAUCGAAAAGUAUAUUCUAGAAAAUUUGGAUCCACAAUACGUCGAUACAUUGUCUCUGUCGGACCAAAGUGUUAAUGUAUCGUCUGUGUUGGACGAUUGCGUUUAUCAUGCUGUGGAAGAUGCUAUUUUAGUGCCACUUGAAAAACAGGUCAAUUUUCUUGUGAGUACGACAGUGGAUAAGGAGGCUGAGAAGCGACUGGCGCACAAUAUUGAGCGUUUAAAGUGCAGAUCUCAGACUGAAAGUGGCAUUCCAGAGCAUUUGCAGUCCGACGAAGACUGGGGAUUGUCAUGCCAUCAUCUAAGCAUGAUUGACGAGCGAACACUGCCUAUGGACAAAAUUCAGGAACUUUUGCGUGCUGCUCUUGAAAUUUUUAAGAGCUGCGGCGAGAAGAAUCUGGAGUGGCGAGAAAAUUCAGCUCUGACUGCUGACGACUACCUCCCUAUCCACAUAUAUGUUGUUGUGAAAAGCGGGUUGAAACGACCGCUAGCCACGAAGGAACUUCUAGGCGCCAUGAUCCACCCGUCUUUGAUGCUGGGGGAAGUGGGCUAUUUCUUAACCAUGUUUGAAGUCGCGCUGAAGUACAUCGCUGACAUGUAA
Messenger RNA from Plasmopara halstedii, 1923 nucleotides. RefSeq lists its product as hypothetical. Gene Ontology annotation, biological process: vesicle-mediated transport. Gene Ontology annotation, cellular component: endocytic vesicle; cytosol. The record is from RefSeq and is a predicted model, not a curated record. The transcript has 2 exons. NCBI's taxonomy places the organism in Eukaryota, Oomycota, Peronosporomycetes, Peronosporales, Peronosporaceae. Gene Ontology annotation, molecular function: small GTPase binding; guanyl-nucleotide exchange factor activity; phosphatidylinositol binding. The coding region runs from base 1 to 1923 and encodes 640 amino acids.